Pipistrellus nathusii (Nathusius's pipistrelle) is the source of this 453-nucleotide messenger RNA. The record is from the annotation of a GenBank genome assembly. Lineage: Eukaryota; Metazoa; Chordata; Mammalia; Chiroptera; Vespertilionidae.
AUGCUUCUUAUGCACCAUGCAUUUCACUCUGAAGUUCCAUCACCCCCACAACUUAUCUGCAAAAGGAUCUUCGUAGUGGGUAGAGGAAGGCUUUUCCCCAUUUCCCUGCAGUUUUUAAACCUUCAACAAAUUUGGCAAUCUCAUUCUCUUGAACCCUUUCCCUGGGGAAUAUGUACAUAUAACACCAGUCUACAUGUAAUUUUAUUUGGGUUUGUGGACCCCAAGUUAAGGAACCCCUGUGCCAGAGAUUUGAGGAGUGCAAUUACCCUGAGGAAAUACAGGGCAGCUGAAGGUGAUGGGCAGAGGGAACAGUCUCAAUUUCUUACUAUUUUGAUUUGCGGGCAGAAAUUCCCAGGGUCUUUCAAGAAUCGCUAUCUGCGCAGUUUAGGAGCUGAGAAUAGCGGCUGUACAGGAAAUAUGUGCAGGGUUCCCGCUCAGCCCCCAAGGAGUUAA